AUUGUAAUAAUUAUAUUUAUAUAUUUAUUACUUAUACAUAUAACUAAGUGUGUGUAUGUGUGUAUUUGUGUUCCAAUCAUUGUUGCUAAUGAUGAUUAUCAGAAUUGUUGUUUUUGUUAUUGUUGCUUUCAAAUGAAAAGUUACGAGUGUUUUUCAUUCUAUUGUAUUCUUUAUCAGUGGUAACAUAUGGUUCACAAAUGUGUUCAGUUACGUGAAAAAUAUUGAGAAUUUUUUUUCAUAUUUUAUCAACAAUAACAAGUGUUGCAAAUAUUCCCGCAAAAAACGCAUCGAAUUUAUGACGUGUAAUAAGCGCAUAUGGAAGCGAUGGAUAUUGACAGUGCUGCAAUAACAAUACCCGUCAUUGACACCUCAUCAAUAGGAACAAACGCUGUCAGUGUUAAUCAAAGCAAUAAUAACGCAAACAGACUACACAACAGUGGCAGUAGUUCCAGCAGCAUUAGCAGUAAUAGUAGUGGCUAUGGCGGUAGCACUACCACAACACCUACCAAUAAUUAUGAAUCACAAUCGGCACCCACUACGCCGGUGGCUAUUGCUGAACCACUACCGAAUACAACAAUAGCAACAGUGACACCUUUCAUUAACGAAGCUGUACAAACAAAAGUUUUCAAUCAAUUACAAGAACAACAACAAACAUUACAACAACACAUGCCGCACUUACAGAAACAACAGCUUCAUCAUCAUCAUCAUUAUCAUCAUCAAUAUAAACAGCACCACUCGCCAGCUCCACAACCCACAAGACAACAAUACUACAAUGCGUACGAUUAUCAUCAACAACAAACACAUAAUCUAGCCCCAACACAAGCUGUGGGCGCAUCGCCUUCAUUUGCUGUUGGCAGCGGUGUAGAAUCUUAUGAUAAUAUGCUAUCCUACGCUGGAGCUGCUUCUUAUAAAAAGUCAUCUGAAAUAAAUUAUGAACGCGAAGCCAAUCUGAAAUCAACUCAAACCCUUUAUGAUAACAAAACAAUGGCAAAUGGGCAGCAGCAGCAGCAACAACAACAACAUCAACAGCAAUUUGUAGGGAUAUCAAAUAUUCAAGAAAAACAGGGACAUUUUUUAAACCAAAGAUCUAGUAACAUUUCUUUAAUAAGUAACACAAAUACGAAUAACUCUCAUAAACCUCAAGCGGCGGCGACGCCCUUUUAUGCUCAACCGUUUGCCCAACAAUACGGCUGCUCGUCAUAUUAUGAUAACUUUCAUACAAAAGUACCGAUGACGUUAUCGGAAUAUCAUGAAAACUACGAUCAAUCAUAUCAACAACAUAAGUUCUAUGCAGCUGCCAAGACACAAAUUAAAGAAGCCGCCGGACUGACUAAACCCUACGCGACCGGCUCUCACACAGCACAAUCAUUUUAUAAUAGCAAUACGACAAAUCACGCUUUAACCCCACCUGCCUAUGAUAAAUAUUUAUAUUCGCCGAACUCUUUAAGCGCGGGGGGAUAUAAUACCAAUCGUGUCGGCAACGAAACGCCGCCGGAAGCGAAAGCAUAUCGCAAAAAUUCUGGAAACUCAUCCGGCUGGCAGUGGCCGCUAGACAAUGUAAUUGCCAAUAGUCGCCCUUUGCCGCCAUCAUCUGCACUACAACAACCUCCAAUGCCAAAUGUUGGUCAUAUUCCCACAGCUACAGUAGCACCCACACACGCCGCCAGUUACUUGGCAUCAAAUCCUACUAGCCUACAGCGAGAAGCCACAUAUUAUUACAGAAAUACCACAGCUGCUUAUCAGUCCCCUUCAUUAGUACAUCCUAAUUACCAACCACAGCCGUAUAUGAGUCCACCAUCUGCUAAUCGCAACUUAUGGCAUACCUCUCAUGCCCUGCACAAUGAACGUUUAUCGCAUGCCGUGCCACAGAACGGAAGCGAUGCUACUGGCCCUUCUCACGUUACCAUGCACACAACGCCAUAUUUUCCCACCAACACAUCAAUAGUUUCAAAUAAUCGUCAAUCAUGUUGCUCUCAAGGGUUUUCGCCUCAAAACUGUUACUAUCCUUCACGAUUGACAGUGCCUCCUCCACCGCCUACAGCAUUACGAAGUGCAACUACAUACAUGCCAUCACAGCAAGCUUCCUCGCAACAUCUAACUUCUCUAGGUAGUAGUUGUAAAUACGGUAGCGUACAAGAUUUUACAGUGAGUAAUAAAGUAAAGAACCCAACUGAUCUCUUUAUAGGGCCGACAAACUAUGAGACACAACCUUCUCAUGGUUUACAUGCCCACAACUACAACUAUUCAUCUUCGGUCAACGGGAAUUUUUUUAGCCCAAGUAAUCAUCAUCAGUCAACCUUGACGACGGGUUUCAACGGCCCAGCAAUGACCCAAAAUCAAUCGGUCCACCCAAAUGAUCUCAAUUUUCCACCAAACAAUUUUAGCAACUACUUAUCAAACCCACUAAACCGUGACACUUCAUAUAUGAAUAAUCACAAUAUGGAAAUACCGCAACCUACAUUCGGAUCGACAUCAGCCAAAAGUGCCUUACUGGAUUAUCGAAAACAUUUACAAACACCGUCACAAUCACAACACCAACCUCAACCUUUAGUAACUGACGAUUAUUAUUUGAAUGCUUCAAGGGACCAUAAUCAAUCGGCAAAUUCUAGCAAAGCUUUAGGCAAUGGGGAGACAUCGUUAUUUCAAUUUGAUAUUGAGCAACAAGGAACGGUAAAUAUUACUUUUAAUCCUUCAAACGAAGUCGCCUCACCAUACGUAAGUGAGGAUAAAACGUCAUGUGACGACGUUAACAAAAACUUAAGUUUACGAGAUUUCAUAGCAAACUGGAAUGAUGACGAGGAAGACUGUGCAGCCAAUGAUCAAAUAAUGGCUAAUAAUUCAAAUCACUUCGUGACCAAACCCACAGAAUCGGCCGAUUCGCACAUAACGAUCCCGCAGGAAUUAGAAAAUUCAAAAAAACCGCCUCCAGGGAAAAGUGUUAAUGAAGAGAAAAAAUCGCCUGAUAACGGCCUACUGUUAGGAAAUAUAACCACCGACUUAGAUGCUACAAAUCAAUAUGUAAACUUGCCCGAUAUUAUAAUUGAUAUUGAAAAAUCAACAAAUACGAUAAAUAAUUUACACCCGGACAAUUCGAAGCUGCAAUUAAAUCUAGACAACUUCGAUGUAGAGCAAGAACUAGAUCAGCUACAGUUAAGAAAGUAUGGCAAUAGUACACAUGAUACAGAAAGUACUAUGGCCUUCAGCGAGAACUGUGACGUUGCACUAACAGAAAAAGCGACACAUUUAAAGGUUAACGAUAAUGAGCAACAUUUAAGCAAAGACCUUAGUGUGAACACUAGGGAAGUUACGCAUACCGUCCUCUCACCAGCAUUAACACGCCCUUUGUCGAACGAUAUCGAGCAUAGCGUUGAGCAACAAUUUUUAAAUGACAUUGAAUCCUACGACGGCAGUAAUAGUCAUCAUUCUAAUGAAUCGGCAUUUGAAAAGGAAUACGAAACUUUUAUUAAUCGAAUUAGUAGUGAGAUCAUUGCAAAAGAAUUUAAACGCCAAGAUGCCAGCGAUCAAGAAUUCGAACAAAAUGUUAAAGACUUUUCAAAAUUUCAUAAACGUAAACGCAAACUGAAACAAGUGGAAGACGAAGACAUGAAAGAGGAGCAAAUAUCAAAACAGCAAAAAAUACAUCCGCAGCCUGAAACAGAAAAUAAUUCAAAUUUUCCACAGGUAUACACGCGAAAAUCACGUUUUAGAAAAUCUCGCAAAAAUAUUUUAUACCGAAAACGCAAGCCUUCAUCAAUCUUCUACAGAUUAAUGCAUCCCUUGAAACGAUCCUUUCAUUUCCAUAACACAAAACCGUCAAUACGUCAUUAUUUGAACGAAUUAACAGAUAAAAACUUGCCCUUAACCAAAAAAAAAUCGCCAAAACCACUCUCACUUGGUGCAGUGAAAACGAGGAAUAAGCCAAAUAGCUUAAAAAUUUUAUGUAUAAUGGCUAUAAAUACAGAUAAAUUUCGGGCAACAUUGGUGAAAAGUGCAAACUCGAAGUUAAACGAGAUGACAGUCCCGCUUAGCGAAAAUGUUCAGAAUUCGUUUGACUCAGUCUAUCAGUCAGAAACAAUAAACUCGUACGCCGUCGAUGAAGAGCACAUUUGUACCGAUCCACAUUGCGAAACAUGUGAGGUUAUUAAAAGUUUAAUGGAACCACAAUCUUAUGAGUUUGAUGUUCAGACCAGUCAGAAUUUAUCUGACUCGGUUCAUAAUUGUGACAUUGAACCGAUCGAUCUAUCAUCAGAAUCUUGUUUUAGAGAAAGUUUGAAAACUAAUCCACAGAUCCCUAAUGGAAACGAAAAUUCCACCAAUCAAAAUUCUCAAAACUUUUCAGAAUCAAAUACUAUCGCGGAAUUAACUGAAGCAAAUAUUAGAUCAGAGGUACAUGAACCUAUCAUUGAAACCCAGAAUCUUGUGAAGAUAAAUAACGCAACGGGAAAUACAAGCAAUUUUCUGGGCUUGAACGAAGAUCAUGAUCAUGAAGUAGCUGAGGAUGAAAAACAGCCAGAACUUAGUUAUUUGCCAUAUAAAAUUGAACAAGGAAUAAAAGACGAAAAGAGUGAGGUUACGGAUGAACAUAGUGCUCUCCUCUCAGAAAUCGGGAUUUCCAAAGGUGAAGGAGUUACUGAAGAGCCGAUUUGUAAAAAAAAUCAGCAAACUAGAACAAAAUAUUAUCAGGCGACAAGCUUUCUCAAUUUGGAUAAAAAACUCCAAUCUUCUGACGGAAGCAAUAAAUCAUCUUUCGAAGAGUGCAAGACUUCAGCUGCUAACGCAGAGAAUAAUCAAACAAGUUUUGCAAACAACAAAGGAGAUGUUAUCUCCACCACGAAUUUAAAAUCUCCUUCACUUCAUGAACAGGGCAUUACUUCGCAAUCCUUCGAUGCUCCUAAUAAAAAACUGUACGAGCCAGAGCAUUCGCAAGAUUCUUAUCAAUUUGUGCGAGAAAAAGAUUCGAAGAAAACACAGCAAAAAUUAGAGGACAAUAUUGCAGCAAGCAAUUAUUGCAAGGAUGGAGAAAAUAGUAAAGAUAAAGAAUCCAAUGGAUCUCUUAACCAUAGAUCACCAUUACGAAUUUCAAACGUUUGUGUUUAUCAGGUAGAAAAGCAACAUUUUAAUUUACAUCUAGAGAGGAUUGAAGAGUCUGAAAAAAUGUCGUCUUUUAAUGAAUCUGAACAUAAUACUUCUAAAGUAGCGAACGAUUAUUGCGACUCACGACUGCGUAUUCCCGACCAUCGCAUGGAAAAUUAUGAAAAAAUUGUGGACAAUACAAAUGAAGAAAUGGAAUCCGAAAGUGAUAGUGAACAAACAAAUUCUGACACCGAAUCGGAAAGUAGUACUUCUCGAACGAGUGACAGUGAAAAUGAUUCAUCAUGCUCAUCAGUCUCCAGCAGCGACACUUGUCAACGUAUUCAUGACCAUCAAGUAGUACCUCGAGAUGAAUCAGUUAAAAAACAAUUUGCCAAUGGUGAAAAGGACCAAACACAAGUUGCUUUGAUUAAAAGUGGAAAGUAUUCAGACACCCACCCCGAAGUUGAAAUUCAUUCAGAAGCUGAUAUAAAGGCCGAAAAUAAUGACGAGCCUUCGAACAUUGUUACACCCAAAGAGUAUAACUUAUCCCAUCCAAUUGAAAAUGACGAUGAUUCAAUAGUAUCUGAUGCAAUUGAUGACAACGCCAAACUCCCCAUUAUAAUAGAUCAUCCUGGGUCCCUCGAAGACAUGGAGGAGAAAGACGAUAACGACGGAAUAAAUGUUACUGUAGGUGGGAGAGAGAACUUGUGUCAUUCCAAUGAAAGCAACUGCAACCACUCACCUUAUGCUGCAAUUCGUGCUGAGGACAGCAACCAAAAGUUAAUUAAUGAAAAUGAGAUAAACGAUUGCAAGGAAUCAGAUAAUGAAUUGAAUUUUGAAAGUAAUAAUGAACAGUUAAAUAUUAUUACAAUCAAAGAAGGUAACUUGCCGCAAUACGUUAAACGUGAAAGUGAUUUCUUAUCCCGUGUUCGCAGCGUAGACCUAAUUCAAGAUAAUAUUAUGAGUUAUUCAGAAUCAGAAGCAUUAAAAUUUCAAACGAUAAAAGAAGAUACAUUGCCUCAGCCAAUUAAAAACGAUGAUGAUCGUCUCUCCGCAUGUGACGCACUUUAUAACGAAGGUAAUAUUCUAAUUAAAGACAAGCUAAGUAAAGACUGGGAAAUUGAAAGCGAUGAUGACGAAUCGUAUGCAAAUAACAUGAGUCGCUCCAUGAAAAGUCCUGAUAAUGCUUCGCUACGUAAUUCAAUUCACAAUCAAGAUGUACUCGAAAAUAAAUCUCCUCGGCCUGUUGAUGAACCGAUGCAUAAUGAAAGUAUUUAUACCGAAUCAAAAUGGAAUGAAUGUCAAAAAAACAACUUGUGCCAAUCUGUUGUAAGCAAUGAUGAUUCAAAUCAAAAUCAGCAAUGCAAUGAACAACAAAAUACAACAACACACUUAAGAUCAGAGAAUGGCAUUGAAUAUGAAACGACAUCUUCAAGAGUUAGUAUAUCCCCCGCGCAUGUAUCAAAACAAAGUUACGCAACGUGUGAGCAGAAUAAACCUGAGAACGUGCUGGAGAAUACUGAGCGAGAAUCAAAUAAAACGAUGGGCGCAAAGACUAAUUCGCAGGCUAAUUACGAAAAGGUAAACAGUCAUAAUUGCGACAAAAUUAAUAUCGAUGCUUCAAGUGAUUUCAAUUUACUACAAUGUGGGAAAAAUUAUAAUGACUCAACCGCAUGUGUGUCGGUAUAUAAUGAAAAAACAUGCCAAAGCUUGACUAAAGAAUGUGACUUACUAACCAGCAAUGAUUCAAAUGAAGAAAGCGAAAGCGAAAGUAGCAGUGAGUAUUCCAGUAGCGACGAAGAGGAAGACGUAGAGACUGCAAAUAAAGAUCUGAACGAUCAUAAAACGUUCUCUCAUGAUUUGCCUGAAGACACUAACAGUAAAAGUAACAAUACGGAUUGUCAAAAUGUCAUAUUGAAAGGUGAUUGUGCACAGCAUUCUAUAGAAAAUGAAGAAGUCAAAUCCCCAAACAUUCUACUACAGACCAUUGAAAUCAAUGGAAAAUCAUUGCGUGAUAUUAAUGCCAAAGAAAUUGAAAAUGAGGGCCGUGGAAAGGCAUUAAAAUUUAACAAUUACGAUGAUGCCAGCUCCGAUGUGUCCUCUCAUGGCGACAGUAAAUCUUUUCCGUCGCCCAAAGAAAAUGAAACUCUCCAAGAACAAGUCGAAAACGUUACAAGUUUAGCUGAUAAAUGGGAAGAAAGUGAAAGUCGAGAAAAUAAACUAAAUGCUUCCGCAUUUAUUGAGAGUGAAAAAGACCGAGAGGAAGUUUGUGUGCAUUUUUCCGAAAAAUAUCAAAACAACACAAAGUUUGGAGAAUCAUUUAGAGAUACAACUGAAUAUGCAAAAGACCUGCAGGAGCAAUGUAACAUACAAUCGCAGGUCAGUUAUGCUGAAAUGCCCUCAAAAGAGAUGCCUGAAAUGGCAAAGGCAUCUGUUCUUUUUCGAGAUCAUAUACAAGAGGACCAUAACGAAAUAUUGUCUUAUUCAACUGAAACGGAAAAAAAUAUGACCUUAAAAAUAUUGAAUAACGAUCUCCUUGACGAAAUUAGUUUACCCCAAGUUAAGCCAAUUCUUAAGGCAGCAGACGAGUUAAGAAAUAUAGUCGGUUGCAAUGAAGUAAGCGAAAAUAUUUCGAAGGUUAGCAGAGAGCAAGAUCAUGCAAUGAAAAAUGAAGACGAGACAAGCGUUAUGGAAUUAACAGAUAUCAUAAACGCAAGGAAAGCAAAUUUGGUCGAGAUACGUAAAGAAUUGUUAUCUGAUGAUGGUAAUGAAGCGAUUGAACAAAAUCUGCGAACGAGAAACGAAUCUGACACUGGUCUGCAAUGCAAGGACAAGGAAACUAACGAAACCAUUUCAAAAUGGAAAAACAGUGAAAAAAAUGGAGGCACUCAACUACACACUUAUAUAAAGUCAGGUAAUGAGUUUUCUUUGUCACAAAACGCUGAUCGUUCGAGGUUCGCUUUGAGUGAAGAAAAAACAACAAAUCAUAAAAAUGAGAAUGAGAAUAAAAGUCAAGAUAAUGCUUCAACCGUAAUAAAUUUGGGUCAUUUGCUACAGGAUAACAAUCGUGGCCAAGAGGACAGUGGCAGUAAUGAAUCGAUGAUCGAAGAUUUUAGAGGCUUUAGCGAGGAGAAGUGUUUUGAAGAAGAGUCUCAAGACUUUAGGGGUUUCGAUGAUAAAACGUCUUCAAACAGUAUUCAUACAAUGAACUUAGAUGAAAACGCUGCAUUAUCAAAUAGCUCAGAGUCAACUGUGAGUUCUUCAAGAUCUUUUCAUAGUAUUUAUGCCACGAAAUUUUUGCAUAGCAAUUUUAAAACGUCAAUAUCAUCCGAAAUCAAUGAAUUGGAAGCCUUGGAAAAAGAACUCUCGCAUCGAGACUGGAAUUUACAAAAUGACGAAGAUCAAGAAAAGCAUAUGAAAAACGAAAUUAAUUCGCAGCUGAUUGUCAAUGACAAUGAUAUGGAAAAUAUCAAGAAGAUAUUACAAGGUGAUGAAAUCGCGCCAAACGAAAGUGAACAGACGAAUGCUGACACAGCAUUUGUAUCAAAAUUAAGUGACCUUUGUAGGGCUGCCUUAAAUAGUUCCUUGCAUUUACCGAAUGUAUGUACAACAAUUGAAUCAAAUCCUAUUGACGAUGAGAAUGAGGUGGAAAAUGAUUCUAAGGAAAUGCUUCUGAAUCGUGAGCUAACGGUUGAAGAGGCUUUAGCUGAUAUGUAUCGUCAAGCUGGGAUUUUAUCAGAUUCCGAAGAUAGUGCUAAUGAACAGGAACUUGGCGAUGAGAGUAGAGAUUUAGAUGAUAAAACCACUGAAACUCAGGAUGUUAUUCUUAUAAAUUUACAAGAAAUUUUAAAUAGCGAUAAUGAUAUAUAUGUGCUGCAAUGCGAUUUAAAUGAAAAUAUAUUAAAUAUAAUGGAAACAUCAAACACGUCUUCACCAAUUCAAGAACACCAGCAAACGGAACAUAUCGAUGAAAAUAAUGCGGAAAGAGUAGACACUUUGUUAGCAGCAACUCAAAAUGAAUCGGAAAUUCAUAUUAUCAGUUCAGAUUCUGAAUGCGAAGAGGUUAUAUUAUUAAGUGAUGAGGGUGAAACGGAAACUAUACCAUUUAUCACUGAUCAUAACCUUUUAGAUGAAAAUGUAUCGUUAAUACAUCAUGAAGAGAUUGUACCUGAUAAUUAUAAAGAAUUUUUGCGAGAAGAAUUUUUCAAAUAUUUACACGAGAAAUAUGUACAAAAGAAUAUAUCAAAAUAUUAUCAUGCUAAUCGAAUUUUAAGAAAAUAUAAAAAACGCUACAGCAAA
Molecule: messenger RNA, 9372 nt
Organism: Glossina fuscipes
Lineage: Eukaryota; Metazoa; Arthropoda; Insecta; Diptera; Glossinidae
Exons: 2
Source: RefSeq, a predicted model, not a curated record